GCUGCAGCAAUGAAACUCACUUGCAUUGGAUCGUUGGUACUGCUGGCGGCAGCCGCGCAGUCGGUGCAUGGCUGGUGGGACAACGGGCACAUGCUCGUCAGUGAAAUCGCGACCCAGAGCUUGGCUCCUAGUGACGUCACCACAUUGAACGCUUUACUGUCCAAGUACGACAGGGACUUCCCCAACACUGGCACCGUCACAACCGCAUCGAUCUGGGGUGACUUGAUCAAGUGCAGCUCGGUGGUGAGCACGUACUGCCCGUCGGUCACGACACCAGCCCUCAACAUGCUCGACGAAUGGCAUUAUGUGAACCUGCCCGUCAACGUGAACGGCACCGACUACAAGAACUUAACGUCUAGUGACGGCACCAAGUUGAUCAAGGAAGCGCAGGGCGGCCAAGCCCUGGACUUCCUCACCAAGACAUUCACCACGUUUGGGAAGACGCAGUCAGCCCAUGCGGCCAACUGGGCGUUGCGCAUGCUCUUGCAUGUGUUUGGAGACAUUGCCAACCCCAUGCACAACGUCGCAGGGAUGACAAGUCUGUUCCCCGACGGAGAUUUCGGCGGCAACAAGUUCCUCUUCAAGAAGCCGUGCGUCGGGUCCAACUUGCACGCAAUCUGGGACAGCGUGGGCGCCAAGUACGGCUCGGUCAACUGGAGCCCCACGUUCGUCCCCGGCUCAGCCGACUACGCGGCACUGCAGGCCAACGCGACGGCAUUGCUCAGCAAGUACGGCACCGUCCCGGACAAACUCGACUUUGGCUCGGUCAAAGACGUCGACUACCCCAAGUUUGUCACUGCUAUGAACUCGGAGCCGUUGGUUAAGAUACAAAGGACCUUUCUCGAGUCGUAUGACGUGGCCCGCCAAGUCGCGUACAAGAACAUCGACUUGAACUGCACGCUGGACGACAAACAAAAGUGCAUCAACCCGUGCCCGUCCAGUGAUUACGUCAACGCCCUCAUUGCUAGCGCCGAGGCGUCCAUCACCGUCCAAGGCAAACGGUUGAGCGUGAUUCUGACCCAAAUCGCCAAGCAAAUCCGAGCGUUGAACUUACUCACCCCCGUCACUACCCCUGCUCCACCUCCUACCAAUGCGACUGCGGUCCCUACAACCACUCGAUCGAAUUGUUAAGUCUCGUGUCAGUGUAGAUCGAUGAAUUUCGGAUGUGUGCCUUGACUCGGAAUGUGUACUACGUACUGUAGUACAUAAUAGGGAGAUUUCGCAGACGAGUAUUUAUCUUUAUCCUUAAAAUAACCUCUGAAACUUUAUAGGUUUAAGGAAAACGCCGGAACUUACAAGUUCCAGCGUUUUACCAGAAUCCAUGAAAUGGGUCCAUUUUGGGGAUUCGAAUCCUCCAC
Aphanomyces astaci is the source of this 1358-nucleotide messenger RNA. RefSeq lists its product as hypothetical. The record is from RefSeq and is a predicted model, not a curated record. The coding region runs from base 10 to 1131 and encodes 373 amino acids. Gene Ontology annotation, biological process: DNA catabolic process. Gene Ontology annotation, molecular function: nucleic acid binding; endonuclease activity. Lineage: Eukaryota; Oomycota; Saprolegniomycetes; Saprolegniales; Verrucalvaceae. The transcript has a single exon.